Molecule: messenger RNA, 4502 nt
Organism: Cimex lectularius (bed bug)
Lineage: Eukaryota; Metazoa; Arthropoda; Insecta; Hemiptera; Cimicidae
Gene: PIP5K59B
Product: phosphatidylinositol 4-phosphate 5-kinase type-1 alpha
Exons: 22
Coding region: 240-2669 (809 amino acids)
Biological process (GO): phosphatidylinositol metabolic process
Molecular function (GO): phosphatidylinositol kinase activity
Source: RefSeq, a predicted model, not a curated record
AUAUGAAGUGAAAUCGAGAAGGCAGUAAAGAGUUGGUAGGGUAGGAGGAAUGGAUGGUUGACACAUAUUUUCCAUGAAUUUGACGUUUCGCGUUAUGAGCAAAGUAGUCUCGUUCAGCGGCCGAUUCCGUUCCGUCAAGUUCAAAGGAGGCGAGUCGGACCGGGCCCGUAUGAUGUGAGAGGACGAGGCUGUCACUUAGCCCCUGUCUAGCUGUCCUUCGCGAAACUUAUGCCUGAAAAAUGGCCUCUGGAGACGGCGUAGACGAAAUACAAGUGAUCGACACAUUCAACAAAAUGAAAACGGAAGGGACCGCUUCCAACUACAAAGACGACGACAGCAUUCGAGGAGAUGAAGACGGAGGUGAUGAUUUUGGAAAGAAAGAUGGUUCACUGUCUCGUCAAAAUGGUGCGAUGGCAAGGCAUAAAUCUGAGAGAGAGAAGAAACUUGGCCAUCGAAGAGUUGGAACAGGGGGAGAGGUCACUUAUAAAAAGAUCCAAACAACUCAAAUCAUGGGAUCGAUUCAACUCGGAAUUCAGCAUGCUGUCGGUGGAUUGGCGUCAAAGCCGGAACGUGACUUGCUAAUGCAGGACUUCAUGACAGUGGAGACAACAACGUUUGCUGCUGAUGGCAGCAGUCAAACGCCAGCCCAUCACUAUUCAGAGUUCACUUUCAAGACUUACGCACCGAUUGCUUUCCGCUAUUUUAGGGAUCUAUUUGGAAUUCAGCCAGAUGAUUUUUUGAUAUCAUUCUGUAGUUCACCUCUUAGAGAAUUGUCAAAUCCUGGUGCUUCUGGUUCUAUUUUCUACCUUACCGCUGAUGAUGAGUUUAUUAUAAAGACAGUUCAGCAUAAAGAAGGGGAGUUUUUGCAAAAAUUACUUCCUGGAUAUUACAUGAAUUUAAACCAAAAUCCUAGGACAUUAUUACCAAAGUUUUUUGGACUUUAUUGUUAUCAAUGUAACCAUAAAAACAUUCGAAUAGCUGCUAUGAACAACUUACUGCCAUCUUCAAUACCCAUGCACCAAAAGUAUGAUCUGAAGGGUUCUACAUACAAGAGAAAAGCAUCUAAGUCUGAAAGAAAUAAAAAAUCUCCGACUUAUAAAGAUUUAGACUUCAUGGAUCACCACCCCGAAGGAAUAUUUCUGGAAGCAGACACAUACACUGCUCUUGUAAAAACGAUCCAAAGGGAUUGUCGGGUGCUAGAAAGUUUUAAAAUAAUGGAUUACAGUUUACUUGUUGGUGUACAUAAUUUAGAUCAAGAAUCUCGUGAUAGAAGUAAGGAUUUAGCAGAACAAGAACCGGCAGAAAGCGAGCAGCGAGGACUCCAAAGGGCGAGGUCCAUUAAUAGACACAGACUGGUAGCACAUUCCACAGCAAUGGAGAGUAUACAGGCUGAGAGCCAACCUAUAGACCACCAAGGCGACGUCCCUCCUGGUGGUAUUCCAGCAAGAAAUGCAAAGGGCGAACGUCUUCUUCUUUAUCUAGGUAUUAUCGAUAUCCUUCAGAGCUACAGGUUGAAGAAAAAGCUGGAGCACACCUGGAAAUCAAUUUUACAUGAUGGGGAUUCAGUCUCAGUCCAUAGGCCAGGUUUCUAUGCACAGAGGUUUCAAGACUUCAUGGCAACUACAGUUUUCAAGAAAAUACCAUCCCUGGACUUGCCCGAAAUAAAAGGAAACCAUAGAAAAUUUAGGACGCUCGUCACAAGUUAUAUAGCCUUAAAACACUCGCCUUCCAAGAGAAAAAGCAUUUCAAGACCUGUUCGGGCACAAGACUCUACAGAAGUGGACGGAACAGCAGGCACUUCUGGCAAUGGACAUAGCAAGCCAAGUUCACCAGAGGCGGCAACUUCACCUCCUCCUCCUUCCUAUCCAUCAGUUCUUAAGGACAAGCCAAGCUCCGCAGCACCUGCCCAACCAGCACAGACUAAGGCCCCACCACCUGUUCCUCCUCGUGGCCUACCUAGGAAACAUAAUACAGAUUUUGAAAGUGAACAGAUGAAACUGGGCUCGAAGCCUCUCUCUAGACACGAUUCAAACAGUAGCAGUUUCAUUCAGUCGAGCCCACUUAGAGUUAGCCUUCAGAAAUCAAACAGAUUUAGUACUCAGCAAAGAACUAUUGGCAAAAGGGUUUUGGGAUUCCCGUGCAGUUCAACACCGCCACCAACGUUUGAGGAUGCAAUCCGUUCGGACCUCCACAUCGAUGGCUCCUCUCCUCUUAGGCACCGGCCGACAUCAAGGCACAGUACUAGUGCGGUGGCCACAAAACAAGUUGUUACUUUCCACGAAGGACAUGCGAGUGUGUCAGAAGUAAGGCUUGAAUGUCGAUCGGACAAGUCAACGCUGAGCGUCGAGAGUGGAGGCUCGACAGUCGGGGGCAGGCAUUUUGAGGGAUCUACGCCCACCUGGACAGAGGGAACGCCGUCUUUCACGGAGAGCAGUAGUAGCGGCGAUAUGGGGUUUCCUAUGACACCGGUAAAAGGGAUGGUUUAUGAAAAAGACACCAAUAUUAAGGCAAUAUCUGAGGAUGGAGCGCUGUCAGAAGUGCCUACACCAGCUCCUCUACAUGUACCGCAUCGCAAUUUCUUGAACGACUUCAAAUGCACCGCUUACUCUUCAACAAGUUCACCUACGCUUGCUUUGAUUAAUAAGAAAUCUUAUGAAGUUUUAUUGUAAAAUUAGAUAGGAUUCCAAACUGUUAGCAUGUUAAUAUCUAUAAUGUAUGCUUAGUGAUUUGAUUUUUAAUGAAUAAUAUAUAUGAACAAAUAACCGUAUGUAUGGUAUUAGGCUACUGUGAAUGAUGCUUGGAGAAAAUUCUUAGCAUUUGGAAAUAAAUAGCCGUGUACUUAUUAAAAGAUAGUUAUUCACUAAUCUCUACACUUAUUAAAAGACUUAAACGGAUCAUAAGGGCAUGGAUAUUAGUUGUUAAAACAUUAAUUUAGCUGUUAUAAUUUUUAUUUUCUUGUACUAACAUAUUCAUUGUUAGUAAAAUCUAAAUAUUAUCUACAACAGUAUAGCCAAAUUUAUUUUCUGUCAUUGCUUAGUUAAUUGACAAAUUAAUUUUUGAUUUUUCUUCUCUUAAAGUUACACUUACUGGAUCAAAUUCCAUUUGAUUUGUGUGUUACGUUGGUCUCAUUUCCCAGAAGUGACAAAAGAGCCAGCAUUGGUCACUUAAAAAGUAGUUCAUUUAAAUAUAUAACUGUUGUAUCCCAAUUUCCCAAUAAAAUAAUAUAAAACAUACAAAUAUACACCUUGUAUGAUUGACCAGCCUUAGUACUUAUAAAAAUAGAGGUCUAGAUAAAAAAAAGUUUUUUUACUGAUAAGCUUUCAAGCUUUAAGUUUUUGGAUGGAUUAAUACAAUUAAUUUUUACACCCAAAAUAAUGCUCACAAUAAUAAUCACUGAGCUUAGUGAUAAUUCAUUCUCAUUCAGCUCCAUCUGAAAAACAUUAAACUGUUUAUAGAAUUGUUGCUAAUUAAUUUAGUCAGCUCCGGUGAUGAGAAGAGACAAAAAAUUAAUAAUAAAUGUUCCAUUCGUUUAAAAUCAUAUAGACUGUGUAUUUGUGGUGAUGGUAAUCUUAAUAAAUAAGUUUUUCAAAAUCUAGAUCAACCUGUUUUAAAUCUUGAGUUUUCUUGUUGAGGUGAUGAAAUUUUAAUUUGGUCAUUUACAAUCAUCCUAGUCUCUAUGCUCACUGUCUGUCAGACAAAUUUUAGUGUUCCGCCAUUUGAUGGUGGGUUUUCUUUAUACAUAGGCCAGACUAAAACCAAUGAUGAUAGGUACUAUUUACUACUAUACUUAGAAGAACGAAAAUUAGUAAACUUUUUAUUUUUAAACUACAAAAAUAAGGCUGAUUGGUCAUUUAUUUUAAUUUUAAAACAUUGGGGUGUAUUCAGUAAUGGUUCAUACCUGUAGCUUGAUUGUUCUAAUCGUCCUGAUCCAAUUUGGUUUGUUGUAAUUCAUUUAGACGAUUGGCCGUUUUCAGUGCUUGUUUUGUUAUGUCAUUUGUGCCCUUUUUAUAUUAUAGAUAAACCACUGACGAUGGCAAAUGCUGAAAUACAGUAGAAAAAAAAGUCUAGAUGAUUGGAAGUGAUCAAGCUACAUUUUUAGUAUUUUUUUAAAUAACAUUAACUUUAAAUUUGAAUGGUUACCGGUUUAUGGUUGGAAAUUUGUAUGUGUUCAGUAUAUUUUUUCUGUUUUUUUAAUUUUAUGUUUUAUUAACAAUUACAGUUGCGUAAAAAUCCAUAUAAAUUAAAUUUUUUGGGCAUAUUUUAUGUUUUCUCUACCUUAAAUUAUAUUUUAAGUAAAGAUUUGGAUGGUUAAAUGUCCCAUUUUUCUCUGUUGAAUUCUUUUAUUUUUUUAAUAUUCUAUCUUUGUAUACUUUAAAAACAUUUAAAAAGUUCAUUUUAAUUUUACUUCAACAGAUUAAAUUAAGUUUAAGUUAUCUGUCAAACCUUGUACAUAAUAUGGCACAUGCAUUUUAUCCUAAUGCGCUCAAAUGAUUUUUCUUGUU